Molecule: messenger RNA, 2182 nt
Organism: Tetrahymena thermophila SB210
Lineage: Eukaryota; Ciliophora; Oligohymenophorea; Hymenostomatida; Tetrahymenidae
Product: transmembrane protein, putative
Exons: 2
Source: RefSeq, a predicted model, not a curated record
UCACAAAAAACACUUCUUAAAUUAAGUCUCUUAAAAGUUGAAGAUAAUUUAAUAUUUGCAAAGCCAAUUGAAAAGUAUCAAAUCUCUCAACAAAGUUUAACUUAAUUUUAAAUCUAAACAAACAUUAGUUAAGAAUCUAUAGUUUCUAUUAAAAAAGUUUAGAUCCUAAAAUUAUAAAUAAUACGAUAAUCUUAUAGAAAUAUCUUAGAUUUGUUGAAUAUCAUCUUACAAAUUAAUAUUAUGGAGUAGAAUAUAGGCAAAUUCUAAUUUUUUAAUACUUUUGACUAAUCAUCUCCUGAAAAUGAUUCUAAUAAUGAUAAAAAAAUGCUUGUACUAUUAAUAUUAAUUGGAUUUUUUUGUAUAUAUUACCUAGUCUUACUUUAUUACCAUUUUACAAGGAGAAAUCUCUUCCCUAUUAGCGAACGUAGCUACAAAUUGACACUUAUUGAUGGAAUAUGUUCUAUGGUGUUUGUAAACAUUGUAUUAAUAUCUAGUAUUAUAACAAACGAACAUAACUUUUUACUUGCCCCAAACUUCUUUUAUUGUAGUAUUGAUAAGGUAGGACUAGGUUCAACAGAUAUAGAGUUUUAUGAAAACAAUUAAUACAAGGCUAAUUCAAUUAAAGCUUUUUAGUUCCUUAACAAUUUUUUAAAGUUUUUUAAGACAAUAAACUACUUAUUAAGGACUUUUAGGUUGAGUUAUGUGUUUUACUUUAAUAUUAAGCACAUUGAAAAAUAUAAUUCUAUCAUUAAUAAAUCUGUGAUGGGAAAAAAUAGUAUGACAGAUAUAAAUAAUGGAAAUACCAAUUUCAUUUAAUAGAACUAGAACUUAAGUUCUAAUCACUAAAGAUAACUAAAUAUAAAUGUAGCAACAUACAAUACAUAAAAUUCUUACGGAGAUGCUAAUGGUUAAUAGCAAAACACAGCUUAAAAUUUUAGUAAUCAUUUAGGUUCACAUAGAUAAGGGCAUUUUUAAGAAAGUCUCGUAUAUAGCGACAUUUCAUUUGGAAACUAUUCAAACUCUACCUACAUCCCUUAGACAAAAAUGACUUAUAUGCUCAAAAGAGAGAAUCUUCUGAUAGGAAUAUCUUUCUUAAUAUCUAUAGUUUUCGCAACAAUAUUUUACUUUAUUCCUUCAGCAUCUCCUUUUAUGUUUUGGAACAUUAAAUUUUCUAGUGAUUUGUAAGAUACUCACAUUUAUGACAAUAUCAUAUUUAUCUGCAUGAAUUUUAUUUUAAUUAUCAUUAUACUAUUCUGCUUGAUGUCUGUAAAAAAUGUAGAUGAUAGUUAUAAGAUAAAAUAUGAAAUUUAUUUCAUGCUUGCCAUUUUUACAAUUGUAGGAAACAUCAUUUAGUUUGAAUGUCCAGAAUAAGAUUCCAUCAAUUAUGUAUUUGAUGAAAAUUCUUAUCCUAUUUUUGGACUUAUCCCAUAUAGAUUGGCAAUUAGUGGUCUUUUAGAUUUUGUUGCUAUUAAUAUAGAAAUACUACUGCCUAUUCUCUAUUCAAGCAAAGAAAGACCUUUUUAUAAUCAGAAUAUAGUAUAAGAUAGUCUACCCUUCUUCUGUUCAAAAUAUAAAAAUUUUGUAGAUUUCUUAGUUUACCAGCAAAAGCCAAACCAAAGUUAAAUCAAUAGCUCUUCAUAAUGCUUAGCUGAAAUAUUAAAUCUUUAUAUAGAAAUGAAGAACCAAAAUUAAAAUUAACAAGACAUAGAUUAAAUAACAAAGGUUUUUCAAAAAUUUGACUGUCUUGUUCCUGCAUUUAGAAGUGAAAAUGUAAAAUUAGAUUUAUUGUUUGAAAUAUAGGAUGGUAAAGUUAUAUAAGCCAAAGAAAAUGCAACAUAAUAAAGCCAAGAUUAUUAAAUGUUAUAUUAGAAAACGACUGAAAUUUUAGAAAAGUAUCAAAAGAUUUUUAUGAAGACACCCUAAUACGAAUUCUUAUUCAGAAGAUAUUAAAUGCAGAAUUAAAUUUGCCUUUGCCUUUAGGACUUUAAUAUGACUGGAGAUAAUUCAAAUUGAAACUUAUUCAACAUCUUUUAGAUCAAAAAUAAUAAUUUUUACUAGACUUUAAAAAAUUUAAUAAAUAACAAAAACCCUGAAAUUCAAAUUUAAUAAAUUUUUAAUUUAAAGCAAAUUAUUAGUUUUCACAUUUAUAUGUAAAUGAUAUUUAGUUAUAAAAUUAUUAAUC